Molecule: messenger RNA, 2046 nt
Organism: Candida albicans SC5314
Lineage: Eukaryota; Fungi; Ascomycota; Pichiomycetes; Serinales; Debaryomycetaceae
Gene: ZCF39
Product: Zcf39p
Exons: 1
Coding region: 1-2046 (681 amino acids)
Biological process (GO): regulation of DNA-templated transcription
Cellular component (GO): nucleus
Molecular function (GO): zinc ion binding; transcription cis-regulatory region binding; DNA-binding transcription factor activity, RNA polymerase II-specific
Source: RefSeq, a predicted model, not a curated record
AUGUCUACCGAUACAACUGCAAAUGAUGAAGGGAAAAAUGAGUUUUCAAAACAAUGGCGUCAACUGAGAGCUUGUACAAGAUGCAGAAGGUUUAAAAAGAAAUGUUCGUUUGAAAAUCCAAGUUUCAAGUCUUGUGCUAGGUGUUUUAAAAAUGGAUACGAGUGUUCAUUUAAUGAAGAUCCAGCGAUGCAACCUUCACGAAAGAAAAAAAGAAAGAUUCAGAUAGAUGAUAAUACACACUCUUCCAUUGCUAACCAGUUGUUACUGACAUCUGAAAAUACUUUGAAAUUAUUACCGGAGAAGUUAAACGAUUUAUCUGAAGAUUCGAUUCAACAUCUUAUAUCCAAUUAUGAAUCGAUAAUGGACAAAUUGAAACUGAAAAUUAAACCUGAUACAUCUAAUGAAUUUCCUUAUAUCCCUUACAGUAAAAAUCUAGCAAAAGAGUUGAUUUAUCGGUAUAAUUAUCUUACUUUAGCUGAAGUUAAAACUAGACUUGACUUCUUCUUGAAUGAAAUAUUACCCUAUUAUCCCACAAUCCCAUUGUCUCGAAAAUUAAAAAAUUUCGACUAUAUGCUUGAGAAAUUCCCAUUAUUGUUGAUUGCAUGUAUUUUCGUUACUGUGUUGAAUGAUAAUAAUCUUGGAACAACACCAAUACUGAAAGAUAAUCUAAAGCUAUGUAACCUAUUGAGUUAUUAUCUUUAUUCGUUUAUUGCUCAUGAAGUGUAUGUGAAAUGUGAACAGUUUAAUAUCCAAUUGAUUUACGUUUGCUUGAUUCUGUCGUCUUGGUGUCUUCCACCUAUCAAACUAGGACAUUUUCGAAAUCAAUUGAAUUCUUUAACUGCAUCGAAUAUUGCAUUGUGUAUGGGGUUGAAUGAGCUUCCAAAAAAUUGUUUCGAAAUUCAUUUAGAUGAAGAAUCCGAAUUGAGAAACAAUUUAAGGGCAUUACUAAGUGUUUACUGCAGCUGUGGAUCAUUGGAAUUAUCAGUGAGAAGAUUCAAAGUUGUGACAUGGACUCAAAGCCAUCAAAUUGCCAUGAAUCGAUUAUUGGAAACUUCUUCCAAUCAACUACCAACUCUAGAAGACAGAUAUAUUUGUUAUUUUGCAGAAUUGGUUUUUACUGGUCAUGAGAUACUAGAUUUUGUAGACCAGAUUAACUUAGCCGUGAAUAGAUCAAGAAUAUCAUUGCUGAAUAUCAAACGUGCCCUCAGAAAAUACGAGCAGAGAUUAUCACAAAUAUUAGAUCAAAGUGGAUUUACAUCUACAAAACAAGCAUUAGCUUUACAAAUUCAGUAUUUUCAUUUAUUGGUUGUGAUUUAUGACAAUUUAGUUAGUGGGGUGUUUAAUCAAUCUGAUGAAAUAACACCGAACUAUGCAGACGAAAUACCAAGUUCAAAUGAAAGGCAAUUCUGUUUAAAAAUGAUUAUAAAAUUAAUUACACUGUGUGAAAGUCUUGUUGAUCAAUUUGUAAGGCUAAAUAACAACAUUAUUAAUAUUCCUUCAGUCUUGUACUAUCGUCCCAUGCACGCCUUAAUCUUGCUAGUAAGAUUAAGACUAAUUUUGAAAUUCCAAAAUUUUAAAGAUCUUGAAAUAGAUGUUGAAUCAUAUUUUACCAAAGUGUCUAGAGUAAUCAAUGACAAUUUAAUGAAAAACUCAUUGGUUUGUUCCAAAAUGAAGGUUGUGCUAAACAAAAUUGAGAAAUGGUUAAUUUUAUCACAAAAGUAUAUCAAAUCCGACAGCGUGGAGAAUAAUGGCCCCAUGAAUUUCGAUGUUGUAAAGAUAAUAUUUCAAAAUAAAGACAAAGAAAUAGAGAAUCUAGAUGUACCCAAAUCACACAACGAGUCUCCCAUAAAAACAAACACUACCAUUGAGUCACAAGAUCCGUCACCUGUAAAUUCAGUUGACAAUCCAUUUACCGCAAACAAUGAAUUUAAUGGCAUAAUCAGCUUAGAGCAGAUUUUUCAGGGAAUAGAUUCAGACAUUCUGCAUUAUUUAAAUCCAUUGGAAUCUAAUUUUGAUUUAAGUACCGAUUUUAAUAGAUUUUCAUAA